Molecule: messenger RNA, 2449 nt
Organism: Nothobranchius furzeri (turquoise killifish)
Lineage: Eukaryota; Metazoa; Chordata; Actinopteri; Cyprinodontiformes; Nothobranchiidae
Gene: ptger4c
Product: prostaglandin E receptor 4 (subtype EP4) c
Biological process (GO): adenylate cyclase-activating G protein-coupled receptor signaling pathway; negative regulation of inflammatory response; cellular response to prostaglandin E stimulus
Cellular component (GO): plasma membrane
Molecular function (GO): prostaglandin E receptor activity
Source: RefSeq, a predicted model, not a curated record
GGCGCCGAGCCCAUGUGAACAUUUAUUCCAUUUCAGCUGCAGGAGUGGAAACCUGUCGGGUCGCGCGCACAUCCCGCACGUCACCGCCCUGACAUCAGCAAGAGCUUUAAACCCCCGCAACACAGAGCGUAGAGAAAGAGGCGCCGCGGGACCUUGAUGCGGGUGAGCAGAGACCCGCGAGCUGCUGGAACUCAGUCUGCGCACUUUCCGCUCCGUCAGGCGCCAGAUGAUUUGGUUUUGCCGAUGUUUCCUCUGAGUCUUGCUCGGCGCUGCCAGGGUUUGCGCGCGUCAGCCCCGCUGCCCUUAGAGCACGUGCUGGGUUAGUUUUAAUGAUGAUGAAUGAGACUGCUGCCUUCGGGGAGUUGCUGCAGCCUCUCCCGCUAAGCCAGAACAUCAGCUCCUUCCCUGCGCUCCGGCUCGAGUCCAGGUCUUUGGCCACUUCAGCCACCAUGUUCGCCGUGGGAGUCCUGGGAAACCUCGUCGCCAUAGUGGUGCUGUGUGUCUCCAAGAAGGAGCAGAAAGAAACUACCUUCUAUACUUUGGUUUGCGGGAUGGCCAUCACGGACCUGUUGGGGACGUGCUUCACUAGUCCGGUGGUCAUCGCUACAUACGUGUCCAGCCGCUGGCCCGGAGGAGCGCUGCUCUGCCACUUCUUCUCCUUUUCCAUGCUCUUCUUCGGCUCAGCGGGGAUGUCCAUCCUCUGCGCAAUGGCCGUGGAGCGGUACCUGGCCAUAAACCACGCGUAUUUCUACUCUAAGCACAUAGACAGAACAAUGGCACGCUUCGCGCUCCUGGUCACCUAUCUGGCCAACAUUGUGCUGUGCAUCAUGCCCAGCUUCGGCUUCGGUCAGCACGUGCGGCACUUCCCUGGGACUUGGUGCUUUCUGGACUGGAGAUCGGUGGAUGCGCUCGGAGCCUGCUACUCUUUCCUGUACGGCGGCGUCAUGCUGCUGCUGAUUGCUGUGACGGUUCUGUGCAACCUGGCGGUGUGCGGGUCCCUGGUGGGGAUGAGUCAGAGGACGGGGAUCGUUCGGACCGAGCUGUGUGAGCAGAGCGGGUCCCGGCGUCGCUUCCCCCGGCUGCAGGCUGUCACCUCGGCCGCUGAGAUCCAGAUGUUCUGGCUUCUGAUCUUCAUGACCAUCGUGUUCCUGGUCUGCUCCAUCCCGUUAGUGGUGAGGAUCUUUGUGAACCAGCUCUACGACCCCUCCUACAUCUCCGCUGGGGGAGAGCCGGACUACAGCAGCGACUUGUUGGCCAUCCGGUUCGCCUCCUUCAAUCCCAUCUUGGACCCCUGGGUCUACAUUUUAUGUCGGAAGAACCUGCUGCUGAAGGGCUGCCGGAGGCUAAAGAGAGCGGUGGUCUGGGCUAGGGACGGCCGGGAGGACAAGGACUGGGUGGGGGGUCAAAACUCCCCCCCAUCUCUACACAGUAACGACACCAGCUACGCGUCAUUACGCACGGCCAGCUACAGGAACGACGCGGCGUCCAACAAGAACGCCUCUUUCACAGACUUCACCCUGAAACAGGCGUGGGAGUACGACACGGCGCGAGCCAACUUCCACCCGUUCAGCGUGGAGUCGACCACGGUCAUCGGCUGCGAGGAGGAGGUGAGACGGGAGGGGGAGGAGAAGGUGUCCCCAGGGCGCACCGGCGGCGUGGCGCACAUCAGGAGGGACGUCGUUACCUGCACGUUCAGCACCCCGAGCUCCAGCCGCACAACAGUCCGCAGGUGCGAAUCCCAACCUGCCAGAUCAAACAUCAGCCUCACAACUUCACACGAGUGUGCCAAAAAGUAACAAUAGUGGUGAUAUUUGGUCACAUCUGGCUCACUAUGAGGGUAACGGCGAGCUGCUUAUCAACAUCUAAACGUUCACAUGAGCCUAAAGUCACAAGAAGGUGAUGAGAGCGGUUUAACCACACGGAUGUUCAGGUGAACCUAAACACGUGAAACUAAGCCUAGAGAACAUUUCUAACUAAAUAAAAGCAGUCCGAGAUCUCCUCUGAUGUGAUUUGUUGACUAUCGCCUUCAUUAUCUGGAUGUACUUUUAUACAUUUGAGCGACAUGCUUAGAUGUAACAUUAGUAUUUGGGUUUUGUUCUAAAUAUUCUGGUUUAACUUCAGAAGUGUGGCAUUAAUCGAAGCUUUUAUUUUGACCGUAUUUGAAGCUAAUUGUGGUGAAUCUGCUGAGGUCAGGGCCCAUAAACCCACCCAGGAGCCAGGCAGAGCUGGGUUUAUGCUCCGAGCUGAAGGACUCAGACCCUCACAGCUGAGAGGAGCAGGGCUGGGACGGAAGGUCUGAUCCCUGAAGGCCACCCGACCAUCACACCCCACGGGUACAAACCCCAGCUGACGCUGAGUGUGUGAAGGUGUCUGACCCAGUCUCGUCGUAUGAUCGGCUGUUUUAGCUGACCUCUCCCUAAAACAGCGUUUCUGACCCGUUGUGAUAACU